AUGUGCCGGAUAGGGUACGUCAAAGCAGCUUCAGCGCCGGUUUCCCGUAGCCUCCCUCUCCGUUCCCCUGCUCCCCACUUUGCUUCCUUAUUCACCCCUCCAUUCCCCAGAAACCCAAAAGCGUCCUUACACUGCUCUACUCUUUGCUUGCCCGUUGUUCCUUCCUCCCUUUCCACUGCUCCACACCUUGCUAAUCCCAUAUUCUCCCCUCCCUUCCUCGUAAUCCCCGCCUUGCUUCCCCCAGUUCCCCACCUUCCAUCCCCCCUGCUCCCCGUCUCAUUCCCUCCUGUUCCCCACCUCAAUCCCCCAUGCUCCCCACCUCAAUCCCCCCUGCUCCCCACCUCAAUCCCCCUUGCUCCCCACCUCAAUCCCCCCUGCUCCCCAACUCAUUCCCCUUUGCUCCCCACCUCAAUCCCCCAUGCCCCCCACCUCAAUCCCCCAUGCUCCCCACCUCAAUCCCCCAUGCUUCCCACCUCAAUCCCCCCUGCUCUGCACCUCAUCCCCCCCUGCUGCCCGCCUCAUUCCCCCCUGCUCCCCACGUUGAUUUCCCCUGCCCCCCGCCUCAUUCCCCCCUGCUCCCCGCCUCAAUCCCCCCUGCUCCACGUCUCAUUCCCUCCUGUUCCGCACCUCAAUCCCCCCUGCUCCCCACCUCAUUCCCCUUUGCUCCCCACCUCAAUCCCCCAUGCUCCCCACCUCAAUCCCCCAUGCAACCCACCUCAAUCCCCCAUGCUCCCCACCUCAAUCCCCCCUGCUCUGCACCUCAUCCCCCCCUGCUGCCCGCCUCAUUCCCCCCUGCUCCCCACGUUGAUUUCCCCUGCCCCCCCGCCUCAUUCCCCCCUGCUCCCCGCCUCAAUCCCCCCUGCUCCACGUCUCAUUCCCUCCUGUUCCGCACCUCAAUCCCCCCUGCUCCCCACCUCAUUCCCCCUUGCUCCCCAACUCAAUCCCCCAUGCUCCCCACCUCAAUCCCCCAUGCACCCCACCUCAAUCCCCCAUGCUCCCCACCUCAAUCCCCCAUGCUCCCCACCUCAAUCCCCCAAGCUCCCCACUGCAAUCCCCCCUGCUCCCCACCUCAAUCCCCCAUGCUCCCCACCUCAAUCCCCCAAGCUCCCCACUGCAAUCCCCCCUGCUCCCCACCUCAAUCCCCCUUGCUCCCCACCUCAAUCCCCCUUGCUCUCCACCUCAAUCCCCCCUGCUCCCCACCUCAAUCCCCCCUGCUCCCCACCUCAAUCCCCCAUGCUCCCCACCUCAAUACCCCCUGCUCCCCACCUCAAUCCCCCCUGCUCCCCACCUCAAUCCCCCUUGCUCCCCACCUCAAUCCCCCCUGCUCCCCACCUCAUUCCCCUUUGCUCCCCACCUCAAUCCCCCAUGCUCCCCACCUCAAUCCCCCUUGCUGUGCACCUCAUCCCCCCCUGCUGCCCGCCUCAUUCCCCCCUGCUCCCCACGUUGAUUUCCCCUGCCCCCCGCCUCAUUCCCCCCUGCUCCCCGCCUCAAUCCCCCCUGCUCCCCGUCUCAUUCCCUCCUGUUCCGCACCUCUAUCCCCCCUGCUCCCCACCUCAUUCCCCCUUGCUCCCCACCUCAAUCCCCCAUGCUCCCCACCUCAAUCCCCCAUGCACCCCACCUCAAUCCCCCAUGCUCCCCACCUCAAUCCCCCAAGCUCCCCACUGCAAUCCCCCCUGCUCCCCACCUCAAUCCCCCUUGCGCCCCACCUCCAUCCCCCCUGCUCCCCACCUCAAUCUUCCCUGCUCCCCACCUCAAUUCUCACCCUCCACCAGUCAUGGCCCGACGUGUGCGCAGGCGCACAGGUCAACCACCUGA
Closterium sp. Naga37s-1 is the source of this 1815-nucleotide messenger RNA. The record is from the annotation of a GenBank genome assembly. NCBI's taxonomy places the organism in Eukaryota, Viridiplantae, Streptophyta, Zygnematophyceae, Desmidiales, Closteriaceae.